This is a messenger RNA of Pangasianodon hypophthalmus (striped catfish), 2076 nucleotides long. RefSeq lists its product as uncharacterized. The coding region runs from base 1308 to 1925 and encodes 205 amino acids. NCBI's taxonomy places the organism in Eukaryota, Metazoa, Chordata, Actinopteri, Siluriformes, Pangasiidae. The transcript is spliced from 5 exons. The record is from RefSeq and is a predicted model, not a curated record.
AGUAGCAAAAAAAAAAAAAAAAAUGAAAAAAAGGGUUUUAUGUAUCCUUAUGUAUCUUUAUUAUAUCUUGCUUUUAAGACACUUUAUACAUUUUAAAGUGAAAAUUAUCUUUCAACUAUGUAAUAUUCUAAUAUCCUACCUGCUGCAGACAAAACUAUAUAUGCAGAGGUUUGUGAAGGUAUUGUUGGCACCCCUCUCAAAUCUGCGUGACAUCUAUUCUGACCGUUUUCUCACACAGGCCACAAACAUUCAGCAGGAUCACUCAUCCUGGAAAUCCCUUUCUGUCACCCUCCACUCAGGUAGACUGAGAACACUCCCCUCAGGUAGACCCCAGGAACACAGAAUAAUAGGUUACGGAACAACUUUUUUCCCAGAGCUGUGGACAGGCUACAGAAGCCAUAGCUACUUCUAUCAAUUCAGCUUCCCUCACACACACAUGUACACACAUACACAUAUGCACAAACACACACAUAAUAUACAUAUAUUACGUGUAUUUAGAUAAUGCUGUAACUACAGGGUUUAAUGUAAUAACAGACAGUGCAAUAAUGAUUUUUAAUGUAUUUUAAUGUAAUGUAUUUUAAAGUAUUUUUAUGUGCUGUAAAUUGGUUUGCUUCAACAGAAUUUCAUUGUAUAAACAUAUGCAAUGAAAAUACAGACCUAACCUAACUUUAAGUAAUUUUAAUCAAAUUACUACAAAUUACUACUUACUGUAGGGUUCAAAUUAUUAUUAUUAUUAUUAUUUUUUACACUGCUGUGACCUAAACCGAGACUUACAUAAUGAACACAUUAUGCUUAAUGCUUACUGAUUAUUGAAUAAGGUGUUUAGAUUAAAAAACAAACAAACAAACAAACAAACAAAAAAAUACAGAAUGAUAGAAACACAUUCAGUCUGCAUUUCAGGCAAUGCAUUUAGGAUGCGUUCCACCCUCAAUACCUAGUGUUGCAUCAUUGCCUAAUAGGCAUCUUUAUUAUUCGCGCCAAAAUUCAAACGUAAUCAAAAGACUGCCAAAUUACGCGCAUUCAGGAGAGAGACCAACGGAUGAUGAACACGUUGGGCCUUGUCGAGUAGAAAGAAGAAACGGAUAAUGAAAGUUGGAGCACUGUUCCAACGUCACACAUAAAAAACUGCUAAUAAUGAUUUAUAAUGAUAUAAUGAUUAUAAUGAUUUCUUAGACGGACUGGAUGACACAUCUGUAUAUUUAAUUGAGUGGAGAGGUGGACUGAAGAAAAAACCUAAAGGCAGACGGCCUUUGUACGAAGCAACGGUGCAUAAAAUUGCAGAGAAACAGUGCACCCUAGAAAAACUUAUGAGGACACAACGUCAGUCCAGUCCAAAACUUCUGAGCAAAAGAAAAUGCAGGCCAAACCCUAAGUUUGUUGAAGAGGAGACCAGUAAUGAUGGACCUUCUAGCCCCAAAAAGAAAUGCCAAAACUCCUCAGUACAAUGUGCAAGCUGGGGGAAUGGCUUGAAGCAAAGGAGCAGAGCCCACAGAAACAACUGGCAUCACCUUCCACCAUACAGGAAACUCUUGAAAUUCACCAAGGCUCAAGAGUUUGUGUGCCAAAAAAAUGUGUUCUGGUCAGCUAGCCAUGCAAACAGCCCCACUACCAUGGCACGGAUGCUUCUACUUGGAGUAUUUGAUAUUGAGACACUUCUAAAGAGCAAUCUGAGAGGUGGCAAGUCCAAAAAUGCAAACCCUGGGGAAACAAAUGUGGCCAUGGACAGAGCAAAAAUUAAUGCAAUAAUUAGUAUGUACAUCACUUGGUUAAUUGGGCUCAUUUUUUUUUACAAUUGUGUUAAACCAAAUGUGACAGUAAAACCAUCAGAAUUUAUCAGUUUCAUCUUGGUGUAUCAGUGUGAUGACACUUUACACCUGGUUCUGAAUAAUGCCUACAUUUCAGAAACAUGCAGUUUGUCUACCUAACAAAGUAUGUCCUGUGUUAAUUUGGUGUGCUUUAGGUGAUUAUAAUUUGCAUGUCCUUAAAUAAAUGUUAUAAAACUAAAAUGUUCAGUUUUAACUAAACAUAAUCAGUUCAAUAGUUGUGUGUUCAGUGUUUAGUAGUUUUCUAAUUUUG